AUGCCGAAAAAAUUUGCGGGAGAAAAUAGCAAAGCCGUAGCAGCGAGACAACGUAAAGAAGAUGCUAAACAAGAAAAAGAGCAAAAGGCAAAAAAAGUUAUAGAAGAUGCUCAAUGGGAGGACAAUGACGAUAAAUUAAAAAAGAAAAUGCAGAAAAAGGAGGAACAAGAGAAAAAACGCCUUGAGCAGUUACAAAAAAAAGCUGAAUCAAAAGCUUUACUGGAAAAAGAACUGGAAUCAAUCAAGGGGAACACCAAAGCACCUCCUCCUCCAAAGAUUACUCGUGCACAAAUUUCUCAGGCUAAAGAAAAAACUAUCAAAGCAGAAACUGUCAAACCAGUGCCUUCACGGGUGGUUGUUGAAGAGCCGCCACUAGAAGAAAAUCUCAAUAGAAUACAUCUGGAGGGAGAGGUUGCACAGUCUGUCGAUGAGGCCAUCUCAAUACUCAGUGACCAGUCAGAUAUUGAUAAACAUCCUGAAAAACGCCUCAAAGCGGCAUAUACAGCAUUUGAAGCAACAGAACUCCCUAGGUUGAAGGCUGAGAACCCUACUCUUAGAUUAUCGCAACUUAAACAAAUGCUAAGGAAAGAAUGGCUUAAGUCACCUCAGAACCCACUCAAUCAAAAAGUUUAG
Molecule: messenger RNA, 633 nt
Organism: Diatraea saccharalis (sugarcane borer)
Lineage: Eukaryota; Metazoa; Arthropoda; Insecta; Lepidoptera; Crambidae
Source: the annotation of a GenBank genome assembly